AUGACUCCGAAGAAGCUGCUGUGUCGGAUGACGAUGGUGUUAAGUGACACUGCUCUUGCCCCAGACUCCGAGGUCAAGGUUGAUUCAAAGCUUUCCAUAUCUACUAAACCCGGUGUGCGCACGAAAUACGACCGAAUGUUUGAGCGCAAAAAUCAAAAUAUUCUUUCUGCGCACUACUCGAAAUUGAUUGAUCAUGGCGACGCGGUUGAUGACGAUGAAGACUUCAUCACGCUCAAGCGCUCAAAUCAUGACUUAUCUGACACUGAUGCAAACCCGGAGAUAGACAACCUUUCGAAGAGGAAGCUCAAGCUGUCCAGAACGAAACGCGCAGUUGCUAAAUAUGGCCAAUUGGGACAUAAAAUUCUACAAAGGGGGUCUGGAAGGGGCGAAGAAGCUGGAAAGGCCUUUGUGGAAGGGGAGAAGGACAAGCUGAAGGGUGCAGAUGUGGUUGAUAAAAUGGAAGCUAAGGACAAAAAACGCGAAAAGAAACGCAAGCGCAAGGAUCGCGAGAAUGGUGUUGAUCGCGAUGAUGUCCAUGGGGGAGCUAUUGCGGAACUUGCACCCUCUGCUGAGGACGGAAUGGAUGUGCAGGACACGUCGCCGCCGCCACUCAAGCGGAGUAAACGUUCAACUUCAACCAAAACAUAUUCUAGUGGCCUUGAAGACGAGGAAGAGCUUGCACUUCGGCUGCUAAGUAAUCGCAGAUAG
Suillus subalutaceus is the source of this 708-nucleotide messenger RNA. RefSeq lists its product as uncharacterized. The transcript has 5 exons. The record is from RefSeq and is a predicted model, not a curated record. Lineage: Eukaryota; Fungi; Basidiomycota; Agaricomycetes; Boletales; Suillaceae. Bases 1 to 708 code for a protein of 235 amino acids.